Molecule: messenger RNA, 2310 nt
Organism: Dioscorea cayenensis subsp. rotundata (Guinea yam)
Lineage: Eukaryota; Viridiplantae; Streptophyta; Magnoliopsida; Dioscoreales; Dioscoreaceae
Exons: 11
Coding region: 254-2017 (587 amino acids)
Source: RefSeq, a predicted model, not a curated record
CACGGAAUCCAUUAAUGCGCGGAGGUCGCAAUCGUAUUGAAACCCCCACCAGAAUGACCCCCAAAUUGCUCUCUAUGUUUCUCCAUUUCUCCAUUACUUUUCUGAAGUGGAGCCAGCUGUAUGUAAGAACAUGGGCAAAACAUGAGUUUAGAGUCUUGUUCUUUGAUGAUGUACAUGUAGAGAUAUCCAAGUGGAUUUAGUGAUGCAAGAAAGGUGAUUGUGUAAGAAAGGUGAAUUGUAUGGUUGGUAUGUAAUGGCAACUGAUGUAGAUCAAGCAUAUUAUGGGUGGUCACAUGAUGAAUUACUGGAUAGUGACAGGGUCGAUUCUCAGGAAGUUUCAGUUUCGCAAAUGCUUGACCAUGGUUCAAUAUCCUUCGGAAGAUUUGCAGUUGAGUCACUGGCUUGGGCGAAAAGGUCGGCAUUCACCUACAACGAACGGCAGGAGGAACUGGAGAAAGUCAAGAAUCCUGGUUUAGUUGCCCAGAAAAAGGCAUAUUUUGAAGAAUAUUACAAAAAGCUUCGGGCUUUGAAAGCUAUGCAAGAUAAUCAGCAAACUGAGCUUACAUUGGAAUAUGGCGGUGAUGGUAGCAUUUCUAGCCAAACUGGGGAGGAUGAGGAAACAAUGGGGCAAUCUGAGCAUUAUGGAAAUGCAGCAGCAAAUCUCCAUGAUGUUCUUGCAAAAGGAACCAUGAUUGCUCCAUUAGAAAAGGACCAUUUAAGCAGAAAAGCUUCUCAGACAGGACACUUGGAUCCAGAGUCUACAUUACCAUGCCAUGAUUUGUUUGCAAGGAACUUGAAAGCAGCUGGACAAGCGAUGCACUCAAGUAACAAUAUUCAGUGGCAACAUAUGGAUACAGAUUCUUACGUGGGUGAAUCCCUUUGCGGAGGCACUGAAGUGAUUGUACAACAUGAUAUCAUUGAAUUUGAAGUUGAAAAGAAGUAUCAAGAUUCAGUGUCAGGUAUUCGAUCUAAUGGAGCAGCUCAAGGGACUGUAGUGUCAAUUGUUGAACCUGUAAAAGGAAUCCAGAAUACUGCAGCGAGUCCUACAAAUUAUAAACUGGGAGAUAUAGAAGAUGCAUCUGCUGACAACCAUGCACCCAAAAAGAAUAAGUCAAUUAUAAGGGCAUCUGCUAACAGUAUAUCCUCUUCUACAGUUAAGGAAUUAACUGUUUCAGCUAGAAAUUGUUUAAAGCUGAAAAAUAGAAUCAAGCCAGAAAAGGACAAUGCAUUGCAGAGACAAAAGCAUCCCAUUCACAAGACAACUGGGAAAGUUGAGAGGAACAUUGGUUCAUGCACAUCCACUUCCCGUAGAGUAUCAAAAAAUAUUAAAUCAACUGUAGCUGUGACGCACAGGACCCUGACAGAAGUACGCUCUAAUGGCACCAUUCCACGCCCUUUUUCUCUUGCCACAGAAAGGAGAGCUGCAACUUUUGAAAAUAAAUUAGAUGAAAGGGGACUGGUUACCAAACUACCAAAUAGACUAACAACAUCCCUAAAUCAUGCAAAAGGUGUCAUUAGUGCACAGGGUUCAUUCAAUAAAACAGCCACGUCUAGUGGUGUGAGAAGUAAGGGACAAGAAAACAAAAGAGAUCAAGAAGUUAAAGACAAAACUUUAGCAUGUGGUAAGCAGAGUUUUAAUGGCAGAUGUACUUUUGUGCUUGGACAGCAAAUGGCAAGGUCUGUAGACCUCCCUGCCCGUAAUAUACCUAAUUGGAGCGGUGGAAUUGAUCACAAGUUCUCAAUUGCAUUUGGACGAAAUCUGCGGAAAGAGAUUAAAGAGGACUUGAGGUCAAGGGAGCCUAGUGGAUCAGGCACAAAGAUUAUUAAAGAGGACUUGAGGUCAAGGGAGCCUAGUGGAUCAGGCACAAAGAUUAUGUCUUCCCAUAAUGAAAAUCCAAGGACAGGGAAUAUAAAGGCAGGGCAUUGUCUGACAAAGCCUGACAAGAAAAAGUUACCAAUAGGCAAUGCAUCUGUCGAUGUCAAAAAACCCAAGCAACCGAUGCCACGGUGGCGGUAGCUCAGUUCAUAUGAUUGAUGGGACGAAUCACUCUUUUGUGAAUGCAAACAGUACAGUCCUUUGGGCCCUGCAACUUUGAGUCUAAGAAAGUUAUGGAUUAAGCUCGCCAUUGGUAACUAUAUCAUCAAUCUCUGUAUUUGUAUUUGGAUAUGUCUUUCUUGACGAAGAGUUCUGCCCUCUGAUAUUCACCUGCAGUAUAUAUAUAUAUAUAUGUGAUGUGCUGUUAUUCCCUUUGUGUUGUAGUAGAACAUCCGAUGUGAUAGAAUUGCAAUUUCAUGUCAUUACUGAGAGAA